Molecule: messenger RNA, 2866 nt
Organism: Brassica rapa (field mustard)
Lineage: Eukaryota; Viridiplantae; Streptophyta; Magnoliopsida; Brassicales; Brassicaceae
Product: casein kinase 1-like protein HD16
Biological process (GO): protein phosphorylation
Molecular function (GO): protein kinase activity; ATP binding
Source: RefSeq, a predicted model, not a curated record
ACAGCCCCUAACUAAAUCUAGCGGCAAGGCAACCACCUCUCUCUCUCUCUCUCUCUCUCUCUCUCUCUCUCUCUCUCUCUCUCUCUCUCUCUCUCUACCUGUCUCACUUCAUAACAGCUCAGAAGUUUUCUUUCUCACAUUCAAAAUCGUCACUCCAGGAUUGAUUGAGAAGGAAGCUAAUCAAUCGGUUUCUCACUUUUUAAAACUCAAGGAGGAGAUCUGAAAGUUCUUCUUUUGUUUCUUCUGGAUCGAUCCUCUUCCACUCUCUUCAUCGUCUUUAUCAAUCGAAGUAUAAUCUAAUCUAGAAUCGAUCUUCUGGUAAAAUAGACUUUUGGCAUCUUCGAUUCGAAAGAUCGUGACUUUGGAAGAUGAUCGAGCUUAUUUUUAUGAUACUGAUCAAUUAUGUUACAGUUAGCUUCUCCACGAAUAGAUGUUAAGUUUUAAAAAAAUAAGAUUUUUGUGACAUGGAGUAAGAAUGCGAGAGUUAAGAAGUGGAGCUAGGAGAUCGAGACGCAUUGAAGAUCAUCAGCCUAACCCUCAGCUACUUCAAAACAUCCUACUUCCUCCUCCUCCUCCUCAGACUGCUACAACAAGGAGAAGAGGUGGUGGUAGAGGAAGAGGGAAUGCUGCUUUAGCUAAAGCCGCGGCUGUACCUCCUAGACCAACAACUGCUGCUGCCGGUAGGGGGAGGGGUAUCAGGUUGACUGACUUAGAGCCUGAGCCUUGUGAGGUUCUUCCAGCUGCUGGUGUCUUAGGGGCAGCUGAUAAGGAUCUUGCUGCUGAAGGCGGCAGUCCAGAGAAAAUAGCAGGCAUGGAAGAAGAUUCCAGUAUGGGUCCUGUCCCUGAAAGGGUACAAGUUGGAAACUCUCCUGUUUAUAAGACGGAGAGGAAACUCGGUAAGGGUGGCUUUGGUCAAGUUUAUGUUGGCAGAAGGGUGAGUGGUGGCAGUGACAGGAUUGGAGCUGAUGCAAUUGAGGUAGCUCUGAAACUUGAACACAGAAAUAGUAAAGGAUGCAACUUUGGCCCACCUUACGAGUGGCAAGUGUACAAUACGCUUAAUAGCUGUUAUGGAAUUCCUGCUGUGCAUCAUAAGGGUCGUCAAGGAGAUUUUUAUAUCCUGGUCAUGGACAUGCUUGGUCCUAGCCUUUGGGAUGUUUGGAAUUCUUUAGCUCAAUCGAUGUCACCAAACAUGGUAGCGUGCAUUGCAGUGGAAGCGAUAUCUAUUCUUGAGAAACUGCAUAUGAAGGGGUUUGUGCAUGGAGAUGUGAAACCAGAAAACUUUUUACUUGGUCAGCCUGGAACAGCAGACGAGAAGAAACUAUACCUUAUCGAUCUUGGUCUAGCAUCAAGAUGGAAAGAUUCACACUCUGGCCCGCAUGUUGAAUAUGAUCAAAGACCUGAUGUAUUCAGGGGAACGAUACGGUAUGCAAGUUGUCAUGCACAUCUUGGUCGUACCGGAAGUCGGAGGGAUGAUCUGGAAUCAUUGGCCUAUACAUUAAUAUUUUUGAUGCGGGGGAGGUUGCCAUGGCAAGGGUACCAGGGUGACAACAAGAGCUUUCUUGUGUGCAAGAAAAAGAUGUCAACAUCUCCUGAACUGAUGUGCUGUUUCUGUCCUCCCCCGUUCAAGCUUUUCCUCGAGGUAGUUACCAACAUGAAGUUUGACGAGGAGCCUAACUACGCCAAGCUUAUCUCGAUUUUUGAUUCUCUCAUCGAGCCGUGUGCUGUAUCUAGACCGAUUAGAAUUGAUGGGGCUCUGAAGGUUGGCCAAAAACGAGGAAGAUUGCUUAUCAAUUUGGAAGAGGAUGAACAGCCGAGGAAGAAAAUCAGAAUCGGCAGUCCUGCUACUCAGUGGAUUUCAGUCUAUAAUGCACGUCGUCCUAUGAAACAGAGAUAUCAUUACAAUGUUGCGGAGACAAGGCUGCCUCAGCAUGUAGAGAAAGGUAACGAGGAUGGCCUUUACAUCAGCUGUGUAGCAUCAGCAGCUAAUCUCUGGGCCCUUAUCAUGGAUGCUGGGACUGGGUUCAGCUCUCAAGUGUAUGAAUUGUCCACAGUCUUCUUGCACAAGGACUGGAUCAUGGAACAAUGGGAAAAGAACUACUAUAUCAGUUCCAUAGCUGGUGCUAAUAACGGGAGCUCGUUGGUCGUUAUGUCAAAAGGAACUCCAUAUACCCAGCAAUCUUACAAAGUCAGCGACUCAUUCCCAUUCAAAUGGAUAAACAAAAAGUGGAAAGAAGGGUUUCAUGUAACCUCCAUGACCACUGCUGGGAGUCGUUGGGGUAUAGUAAUGUCCAGAAACUCAGGCUAUUCCGAACAGGUUGUGGAGCUGGACUUUUUGUACCCAAGUGAAGGAAUCCAUAGAAGAUGGGAGAGUGGAUUCAGGAUAACAUCAAUGGCUGCAACGGCAGAUCAAGCAGCUCUUAUAUUGAGCAUACCUAAACGAAAAAUAACCGAUGAAACCCAAGAGACUCUUCGCACUUCUGCUUUCCCAAGCACCCAUGUCAAGGACAAAUGGGCGAAAAAUCUGUACAUUGCAUCAAUAUGCUAUGGUCGGACCGUUUGUUGAGUAAACGCCGAGUCUACUCUCGCCCUUGCUAUAGGUUUCAGGGAUGAUUUUCUCUAUGAAGCCUUAUUACUACGUGAAGCUUUAGUUUCAGUACAAUCCAAAGGUAAAACCUCAACCAGGAGCCAACCUUAUGUGUAUUGAAAUGAAACUUCUCUCUUGUAUGUAUGUAGCAAGUACAAGAUAAAAGUAACAUGAAAAAUAAAACAGAUGAGAUACAUUAUUAUUAAUAGAAUUGAAGAGCAUAUUGUUUAAUACCUUAUUGUUUUAAUGAACAUAUAAAUCGGAGAAAAGGCUUUAAUCUUU